Messenger RNA from Saimiri boliviensis boliviensis (Bolivian squirrel monkey), 1439 nucleotides. RefSeq names its product tissue factor pathway inhibitor (gene TFPI). Gene Ontology annotation, cellular component: extracellular region. The record is from RefSeq and is a predicted model, not a curated record. Lineage: Eukaryota; Metazoa; Chordata; Mammalia; Primates; Cebidae. Gene Ontology annotation, molecular function: serine-type endopeptidase inhibitor activity. Gene Ontology annotation, biological process: negative regulation of peptidase activity.
UUCCCAACUGCCAGUAAUCUCAAACAGACUCUGAGGCUCCGUCUUUACUCCAACAGACAGCAGCGUCUUUAGGCUGGAUAAUAGUCAAAUUCUUACCUCCCUCUUUCACUGCGAGUAAGAUCAGAUUGCAUUUCUUUCGGUAUUCUUCAGUCCCCAGUUUCUUGAUCUGUUUCUAAAAGAAGUAGAAAAGAUAAAUCAUCUCUUCAAUACCUGGAAGAAAAAAGAAAAUAACCUCAACUCCGUUUUGAAAAUACCAUUUCAAGAACUUUCAUCAGAGAUUUUACUUGACAGGAAAGGCCAUGUGAGGACAUAGCGAGAAAGCAGCCACCAUUGGCAAGCCAAGAGAGAACCCUCACCAGGAACCACUGGGCCAGCACCUUGAUCUUGAAUUUCCUAGCCUCCAGAACUGUGAGAGAUGGUUUACACAAUGAAGAAAGUACAUGCACUUUGGGCUUCCAUAUACCUGCUGUUUAAUCUUGCCCCUACCCCUCUUAAUGCAGAUUCUGAGGAAGAUGAUGACUAUACAAUUAUGACAGACACUGAGUUGCCACCACUGAAAUUUAGGCAUACGUUUUGUGCAUUUAAGGCGGAUGAUGGCCCAUGUAAAGCGUGGAUGAAGAGGUAUUUCUUCAAUGUUUUCACUCGACGGUGUGAAGAAUUUAUAUAUGGGGGAUGUGAAGGAAAUCAGAAUCGAUUUGACAGUCUGGAAGAAUGUGAAGAAAUGUGUGGAAUAGGUAACGGAAAGAUGAUAAAGACAACAUUUCAAAAUGGAAAGCCAGAUUUCUGCUUUUUGGAAGAAGAUCCUGGAAUAUGUCGAGGUUAUAUUACCAGGUAUUUUUAUAACAAUCAGACAAAACAGUGUGAACGUUUUAAGUAUGGUGGAUGUCUGGGCAAUAUGAACAACUUUGAGACACUGGAAGAAUGCAAGAACACCUGUGGAGACACUUUGAAUGAUUAUGGAAGCCAAGUCAAUGCUGUGAAUAACUCCCUGACUCCACAAUCAACCAAAGCUCCCUGGCUUUUCGAAUUUCGGGGUCCCUCAUGGUGUCUCGAUCCAGCAGACAGAGGAUUGUGUCGCGCCAAUGAGACCAGAUUCUACUACAAUUCAGUCAUUGGGAAAUGCCGCCCAUUUAAGUACAGCGGAUGCGGGGGAAAUGAGAACAAUUUUACUUCCAAAAAAGAAUGUCGGAAGUCAUGUAAAAAAGGUUUCUUCCAAAGAAAAUCAAAAGAAGGCCUAAUUAAAACCAAAAGAAAGAGAAAGAAGCUGAAAGUGAAAAUAGGAUAUGAAGAAAUUUUUCUUAAAAAUACAUAAAUUUGUUAUAGCAAUUUAGCAUUAAUUCUAAUAAUAUUUUAUAGGAAAUGUUUCACUUUAUUUUCUAUUUUUCCCUUUACUAAAAUAAUUUUAAUUAAUACGUUCAUUAAAUUUUCUAUGUUUAUUG